UUGCUGACGAGAUGCUGAUACUUUCAUUUGGAUUAGCAAGUAGUAGCUACACCAACAACAAAAAUACAGCAUUUCACAAAUGUAUUGAGCAACAAACAUCUUCAUACGGAUUAUAACUACUAGUUCAAUCAAACAUAAGACGCAGACCGCAAUUUGUGACUGGAUGAAAGCGAAAGAAGGACGAAGAGAGGGGAAAAAUAUAGCUACUAGCUAGCUAACGUUAGCCUGCUAACGUAAAGGCUAGCUGCUAGCUGACAUGAAUUCUCUCGUCGGCUAUGGCGUGUCCUCUGAUUCUGACAGUGAUGGGGAGGAUGGAAACAACAGGAAGUAAGAUACAAUUCAGGAAUACAAUUUAGCAAACAUUUGUCUUUGGGAAGAUUCAUUGAAAAUAUAGACGUGUGUUCAAUAGAGCUCGCCAGUUUGUAGUCCUAAAACCAGGAAAUUAGUUACCUCUGGUUCGUUCAGCCAUUCCUAUAGGGGAAAUAAAAGGGUUUGGGUGAUCAAUGCCGAAAAUAAGGUCUGAGGUUAACACAGGCUUAGGAGAUCUUAUACGUUUUGUACUAUGAUAUAAUAUCAGUCCGUUUUAUUUUAUUUAACCUUUAUUUUAUCAUACUGAGACCAAUAUCUAUUUUACAGAUGAGCCCUAAAUUACAGAAAAUACACACAACAAUAUAUAAAUACAAAAUGCAAGAAGAAAGAAAAACACAGUAAUAAAACAAACGCAUUCAUUAGUAAUAAGGUCCUCAAUCAGUUCUCUGAAUUGCCCUAGAGGCACCAAAACAUCAAAUUUAAGAACAUUUUGAAGAUUGUUCCACAAAUAAGAUGCAAGAAAGGUAAAUCCGUUUUUAGUUAACUCAGUAGAGACCAAAGGAAUUUCCAGAGUUAGCCAUCCCUGAGACCAGGUGUGGUUAACUGGUAUGUCUAAAGUUUAGUAAAGAUGAUGGGUACAGUGGGACUUUUUGUAAAAGGGCUUUAUAAAUGAAAACAUAGCAAUGUAUCAACCUACAUGACAUAAAAGAGGGCCAAUCAACUUUCUGGUAGAGAAUGCAGUGAUGAGAACUAAAAUUGUCGCCCAUAAUAAAGCGCAGUGCGCUAUGAUAAACAGCUUUAAUGAAGUUGUGGCAGCUGUGUUCCUAUAGAUGAUGUCGCCAUAGUCUAGGACCGAUAGGAACAUCGACUGAAUAAUCCGUUUUCUACUACUUAGCGAGAGGCAGGACCUAUUUCUAUAGAAGAAUCCCAUAUUUAUUCUCAGCUUCUUAACUAACUCGUCAAUAUGCUUUUUAAUAGACAGCUUUUAUCCAGAUGCACAGAGAUUUGCUAGGCAGGGACACCAUCCAAAGUACAUAUGCUUAAAUCAUCAGAGUUAUUUUUAUGCGCUCUAGAGAACAACAUAUACUUCGUUUUACCUGCAUUCAAAACUAAUUUCAGGUCAAUUACGUUUUUCUGUAAUACAAUGAAGGCAGACUGUAGUUCAAAUAUAGCCUGGUCAACAGCAUACGCAACAGUAUCAUUGGCAUACAAGUGCAGGUUUACGUUUUUUACAGAUAAGUCGAUAUUGUUAAUGUAAACAGUAAAAGACACAGGACCCAGAAUCGACCACUGCGGGACACCUUUCGUAAUAUCCAGGAAACCUGAUUUAACACCAUAAGUUAACACAUUGAGUUCUAUCUGUCAAGUAAUUUUAAACCAGUUACAUGCAGCCUGGUCUAGGCCAAUUGAGGAAAGCCUCUGAAUUAGCAGUGAGUGAUCAACCGUAUCGAAAGCCUUUGACAGGUCAAUGAAGAGGGCAGCACAAGGUUGCCUUUUAUCCAUACAGUUAACCACUAAAAUAUUUGAAUCCUUUAUUAAUUCUCAGCUAAGGUCUUUCUUGUCUUUAAAAUGUAUUCUAAAUAUACAUCAGUCAGGUUUUAAACCAGGUCUUAGCACUAUCUCUGCUGCAUCCCUUGUUAUAAAUUAUGCUAGGCCAGAAAGUUUAGAAAUAAGCCGAUAAUCAUUUAGGUCACAAGGAUCACCACCUUUGAAGGGUACAUGGGCCGCCUUCCAAACCUUGAGGAUAGUACCAGAUAUAAUUGUCAGGUAAAAAAUAUGGGUUAAUGAUUCAGCAAUCGGGGGCAGAGAGCUGCAGCAAAAAUGGAUCAAGCAAAUCAGCCCCAGUGGAUUUUUUUUGUUUUUACAUGAAUCUUAAGCAAGGCAUUUAGCACAUCGCAGAUGGUAAAUUGUUGAAAUGAAAACAAAAUAUUCACUAGAAGUUGACGGGUUAACCGUUGAGUCAGCUAGAGGCUGGCAGAGGGAAGAGCAGUCGAUUGACUGACCAGGGUCAAUUAAACCACAGUUUCUCUCAAACAAAAAGCCUACCGAGAUAAAAUCAUAAUUAAAAGCAUCACUUAUCCCCUUCUUCUCAGUUAUGAUGCCAGAGUCAGACAGAACUUGCUUAGUCAGGGAAGAAGAGGAAUUUGUACGCUUCAGUGCAAUUACUGUUUUCCAAAAAUUAGAAUGAUCACCAGUGGAGUCAGAAAUAGAGCUUAAAAAGUAGCUUAAUUUAGCUUUCUUAAUCAAGAUAGUACAUCUGUUUCUCAAUUCUGAAAGAUUUAAAGUCCACUACAGAGACAGUUUUCCUUGCUUUAGCCCAGGCCUGAUUUCUCAUCUGAAUGAGCUAAGAUAGAUCUAACCCUUGGCUUUCUUUUGAGCUAUCUUUGACUCUGAAUUGUUUAAAAGUGUGUGUUUAUCUGCCAGAGGAAUACAUAUGGAGGAUACAUUUUCUAGAGCCAAUUCCAAAUCAGGAAUACAGGAGGAGGUGGCUAAAUCAGAGUAGAACAUGUCAUGUAAAAACCUUUAAGGAGAGAACUUUUAAAAAGUUAUCUUAAUUAAACAAGGAUGAGUGUUUUGCUGUUUCGUAUCUCUAAUACAUACUAUGGGACAAUGAUCUUAUGCAAGUACUCCAUUAGACAAAUAUUAGUUAACAUGACCUUUAUGAUUGUUUUGAUUCCCGUGUAGAGCUCAGUUGGUAGAGCAUGGCGCUUGCAACGCCAGGGUUGUGGGUUCGAUUCCAACGGGGGCCAGUAUGAAAAUGUAUGCACUCACUAACUGUAAGUCGCUCUGGAUAAGAGCGUCUGCUAAAUGACUAAAAUGUAAAUAAGAACAUAAGUGCUUCAAAAUGCACAAAAAGUGACUUUAGCUCAUUAUCUCAUAUGACAAAACGUAUAAGAUCUCCUAAGCCUGUGUUUACCACAGACCUUAUUUUCAGCAUUUAGCCAAAACCCCUCCAAAAACUCCAUUCAUUUUCCCAUAGGCUUUGUCCAAUGAACCAUGAGUUGGUGCCUACAAAAAGAUGCCAUUACUAUUGUUCUUUAUAGAGAGGACUGUUGUGGUUGUUCUUGCUACCCAAACCAGAUAUGAUUUCCACUUCCUGUCAAAUUAAAUGUUUCCAGAUUGAGAAGUCCUUGAAAUAUUUUUUGGGAUAACACUAAAGCUAGUAUACCAGUCCAUUUAUACUUGUUGUUUCUUUGUAGGACUGAGAGCGUGGUGGAUGGAGCGACCGAGAAGAAGGGCCGCAAUUUCCUCCUAGAGUCCGCUUCAACCUCCAGUGAGUCGGACUGCGACUCCAACCCAGAGGAAGACCCUGUAUCUCAACUACAACCCAAACGCCCUCCUCCUGCAUGUAUGGCACCCCCCUCUGAGUCCCGGACCCCUCUCCUCCCCGCACCCCCUAGCUCCCUCUCCCAUAAACUCCCCCCUCCCCCCCUCGGGGCCUCGUCCAAGAGUGGCGUAUUCGCCAACCCCUUCAAGGCGCAAGCCGACCAGAAGCUCAACGUCUUGCAGAAGCACGUCCCUCUCACUCUGCAGGCCCGGCCCUCCCAGAUAGGGGGCAAGAGGAUGUGCGUGGCGUACAGGAAGGAUGGACGCUGCAGGUUCGGGAUCAAAUGCAAGUUUGCCCACGACAGCGACCUCCAGAGCUCCAUCAUUCCCAAUGACUAUGACCCCCCUGUGGGUGAUGCUCCCGGAUCGGACCAAGCUGACCCCAACGCGGGGGGCUCUUCAUACACGGGUCGCCAGAACUUUCACCACAACCAGAGAGGAGACCCUGAAGAGGAGGAGGGUCAGCAGUCUAGGAAGAGGAGAGUAGGGCUGAGUAACACCCUAGUGCCUCCUAAAAGGGCAAUGAAGAAUUAUGCAAUGCAGAGGAAGAGAGAACAGGUCAAUUUAAACUGAGCGACUUGCACAGGGAUACUGUCAGCAGCAAUACACUGUGUGUGUGUGUGUGUGUGUACCCUCACAUUGUUUUAGUGUGUGUGGCAGAGAAAAUGGACCCUUAUUCUGAACUCAUUUACUCCCCCUCUUGGAUAUAAAAUAUGCUUUAAACUUCUCCCUACCCAUGCUUACAUCAAUAUAAUUGAGUGAGCAAGUGUAAACCUCUGUUAGAAGAGAAGAUAAUCAGACCACAGCCAGAGAGUAUUCUAUAUACCUGUUGUCAGUAUGCAAGAUAGGAUAACUAUAGCACACUUCCAAACCCCUGUUCAGUCCAGUACAUAUACUUCAGAUUGGUAGUUUGUACAUGAUAAGUGUUUGUAGUUUCAUUGAAAACAUAUUCCUUUAUAAACUACAAGUUAUCAUGGUUAAAUAAAUACUUUAAAUGUU
Messenger RNA from Coregonus sp. 'balchen', 4635 nucleotides. Lineage: Eukaryota; Metazoa; Chordata; Actinopteri; Salmoniformes; Salmonidae. The record is from the annotation of a GenBank genome assembly.